AUGAAUUUAAUUGUUCCAACAAAUUGAAAUGAAACGAACAAAAAAGUUAACCAUAAGAGCGCAUCUUCCACCAAGUAUGUAACCUCCCUUGUCUUUUACAUCAUUUGUGUUCUUGCUUCUGGUUAACCGAUUGCCCUUGCAAAUUGUGUUUCUCUUGAUUCUUAUUUAAGUAACUCGUCUAAAGAAAAGAUCUUCAUCCACUUCAUCUUUUUCUUCAAAAAUGGCCUACUUUGAAUAUCUUCCUCUUGAAUUACAAAAAGCUUUGAAAGCUACUGCUGAUGCCAUUGUUGCCCCUGGCAAGGGUAUCCUGGCCGCCGAUGAAUCAACCGGUACCAUGGGAAAGCGACUUCAAAACAUUGGAGUGGAAAACAAUGAGGAGAAUCGUCGUACUUACCGUCAAUUAUUAUUCACCAGUAAUGAUGAUAUGCCCAAAUUCAUUAGCGGUGUCAUUUUAUUUGAUGAAACUGUUUACCAAAAAGCCGAUGAUGGUACACCAUUUCCCGAUCUAUUGAAAAGCAGAGGAAUCAUUCCCGGAAUUAAAGUAGACACUGGUGUUGUUGAUCUUCAAGGUACCGAAGGUGAAUCAACCACCCAAGGUUUAGAUGAUUUGUCCAAACGGUGUAAAAAAUAUUUCGAUGCUGGUUGUCGAUUUGCUAAAUGGCGAUGUGUCCUUAAAAUCGGUAAACAUACACCAUCACCAUUGGCCAUUUUGGAAAAUGCCAAUGUUCUGGCUCGUUAUGCUACCUGUUGUCAACAGGCUGGUUUGGUACCAAUUGUUGAACCUGAAAUCUUACCUGAUGGUGAUCACACCUUGGAAAGAUGUCAAAAGGUCACCGAGAAAGUAUUAGCCGCUGUUUACAAGGCUCUUAGUGAUCAUAAUGUUUAUCUUGAAGGUACUUUGCUCAAGCCAAAUAUGGUUACCUCUGGACAAUCCGCUUCCGCCAAGGCUACACCCGAACAAGUUGCUCUGGCUACUGUUACUGCUCUUCAACGAACUGUACCACCCGCUAUGCCUGGUGUUGUUUUCCUCUCAGGGGGACAAUCGGAGGAAGAAGCUUCAGUUAAUUUGAACGCAAUCAACAAAUUGGCCGCCAAGAAACCUUGGGCUCUUACCUUUAGCUAUGGUCGCGCCUUACAGGCCAGCGCCCUUAAAGCUUGGUCUGGUAAGAAGGAAAAUAUUGGAGCUGGACAAGCUGAAUUCCUUAAACGGGCUCAGGCUAAUGGUUUAGCCUGCGUCGGCCAAUAUCAAGCUGGUUCCAUUCCUAGUUUGGCUUCGGUUUCAUCUAAUUUUGUUGCUUCUCACAAAUAUUAGAUUUAACUCAGUUAAUUGCGCUCACGAUAAUUUACCAUUUUCUAGGGCUAACAGUUUGGCAUCACUUGGUCAAUAUGAUGGUGGUAUCGCUGGAGCUGCUGCUGGUGAAGGACUUUUCAUCAAAAAUCAUGCUUAUUGAUUUAAUCAUUUUCCUAACAAUCAACUUAACAACAAUAGUUAACACUGUUUCUAGUUUAUACACUUAUUAUUAUUCAUGUUUGACCAUUUGUUUUCUGUUUCUUUCCCACCGCUCACGAACCACAAGUUUAGCUUAUUGUUUAUUUCCUUUUCCUUUUCGAUCGUUUCUUUUUUGUUAGUUUCUAUUUAGAUUUCGUUAAUCAUUUCAAUCGUUGCCAAUCUAUUUUUAAUCAUAAUCUUCACGCCUUUUUGCCCCUUUAAUUGUUAACCAUUUCAAGCAAUAUGUCAUCUUAUUUCUCUAUUCUGUUAUAUCGAUCUGAGUUAUUAAUCAAAAGUAAAUGGUAAACCUGUAACUACAAUUAACCAAAGGUAAACUUGACAUGGAAAAAUGGACAAAUACCCUUGGUUGACUUCUUGUAAUUGGGUCACUAAUUAAUCAAUUGGUCUACAUUUAAUCAUCAUUAUUAAUCUAUUGAUUUCUUUUUUUUCUGAUACUUUCCUUUAUCGUCAUCAUCGAUUAAUUGAAAUUUUACCUGCUAAUUGUUUCUCCUAAAUCAUCUUUAAAAUGAUCAGUUUUGUUGGUGGAAUCAUCGAAAAGAAAACUAAUUUAAACAAAUCAAAUUAACUUUGAUUAGUUUCAUAUUUUUCUCUGUUUAAACAUUGAGUGUAUUAGAUUUUUUCUGAAAAUUAAAUCUUAAAUUAUCAAAUUAA
This is a messenger RNA of Panonychus citri (citrus red mite), 2161 nucleotides long. Its product is annotated as fructose-bisphosphate aldolase-like. Gene Ontology annotation, biological process: fructose 1,6-bisphosphate metabolic process; glycolytic process. NCBI's taxonomy places the organism in Eukaryota, Metazoa, Arthropoda, Arachnida, Trombidiformes, Tetranychidae. Gene Ontology annotation, molecular function: fructose-bisphosphate aldolase activity. The transcript has 5 exons. Gene Ontology annotation, cellular component: cytosol. The coding region runs from base 221 to 1312 and encodes 363 amino acids. The record is from RefSeq and is a predicted model, not a curated record.